CUUUUUAACCAGCUGGAUCCCAGAUACAACCACAUUCUGCUACUCCCCUUUGACCCCCCGCACACUCACACUCGGUUCGCUUCAUCGUAGCCUAAUAACGGACGACCAUCAUGCCACCUAGAAAAGCGGCAACAAAGAAAAAAAUUGCGGCAACCAAGGCUAAAAGUGCACCGGCGCCAAAGAAAGUCCCUGCAAAGCGCAGCCGGAGCUCAGACGUCGAAUCUGACGCGUCAUCUGAGGUGUCGGAACCCGAGGCUCCGGCAAAACGCGUCAAGACCGAUACAAAGACAACGACAGCUCAGGCUACCAAGGCUGUCGAUGAAAAGCCCGACUUUGGCGGCAAGUUCGACUUGUACAACAUGUCCCUCGACUAUCUUUGUCGUUUCGCACAUGGAGAGACGGAUUACGAGGCAAUCUACAUUGCUAUCUUGGAGCACCAGGAGAAGUCCGAGUUCAGUGCUCAGGUCGCGAUUCCCAAGGCACCUUAUUUCGCCGAGGAUGGUGCCGCGAAGGACCCAGCGUUUUGCAUCGAGGACAUGGAUAUACCCCCGUUUCCCCUGCUCUUGAAGUACAUCCGAGCGGUGGAUACCAUCGGAUACACGGAUAUGGAGCUCAAUUUCUUCCCCGAGAGCGAUGAUGAUGCUGUCCGCAUCAACGCUCCAGGUCUCAUGGCUGACUUGAAAUUGGCAAGGAGAAACCCUAGCGCUAGCUGUUGUUCGGGAAAAUUCCUCAUGCAUCGGUGCUGGAUGCAGACCAAGGGCGAUGGUUCAAUCGUUGAGCUAUUCGAGGGGUAUUUUGACGUCAGCUUGAGCUACGGCAAGACAAAAUUUGAUGGCCAUGCUUGUAGCGCCGACAGUGUUUUUGGCUUUUGGGCAGUGCGCGCGAGGAAGGAUGAGAAUGGAGAGGAAAUUGGUGUUGAAUUGGGCGAUGACGAGGGCGGUUGCUUCGGUUUUUAAGUCAUAGCGCUAGAAUCUGUAAGCAAUGCAAUUAAUCAAGGGAUUGACACCCUCUGG
Desarmillaria tabescens is the source of this 1013-nucleotide messenger RNA. RefSeq lists its product as uncharacterized. NCBI's taxonomy places the organism in Eukaryota, Fungi, Basidiomycota, Agaricomycetes, Agaricales, Physalacriaceae. Bases 111 to 956 code for a protein of 281 amino acids. The transcript has 4 exons. The record is from RefSeq and is a predicted model, not a curated record.